This is a messenger RNA of Periophthalmus magnuspinnatus, 3523 nucleotides long. RefSeq names its product TAFA chemokine like family member 5, like (gene tafa5l). The transcript has 5 exons. The coding region runs from base 849 to 1247 and encodes 132 amino acids. The record is from RefSeq and is a predicted model, not a curated record. NCBI's taxonomy places the organism in Eukaryota, Metazoa, Chordata, Actinopteri, Gobiiformes, Gobiidae.
GAGAGAGGGAGGCGAGCAGAUGGAGAGCAGUGGACUCCAGCUAACUCCGGUUACAGCGCUCCCCGAGAGGAGGGAAGGCAUGCAUUUCCACGGCGUCGCCUGAAAAACCUAACCAAAACGCCUUAUGAAUGACAAUAAUUGGAAAUAGCGCCUUACUUUGAGCGUGAAUAGGCUACUUUUUCUUACAACGGUUGCGAAUCUUCAGCAGGGCUCGCGCAGGUGACACGGCGCUCGUGCGGUAAAGUUCGGUUUGUCUUUCGGGAUUUUCCGGAGAGAUUCGGGUCCACAACCUUUCGCGCCUUUAAGCGGCUUUUUUCUUUGAAGCCCCCGACACCUACAGCCUCUAUCAACUUAACCCAGCCUGUGUGUUGUUUUACCCGAACAAGCGGUCCUAAAGUUGCAGGUUGGCUCAUAAUAAUCGCGACGCUGUGGGAAGAGAAGACGUUAAGCGGGUCCACAAGUGCUGAUUUACACCAACGGCACCGACGGCACCACCAACGGCAGAGGAGAGACGGGGCAAAACUGCGGGGGACCCAAGCAUUUCCACUUCAAAAUGAACAUAAGCAAGUACAGUAGGUUGUGUUUAGUUGAGAACUUGUAACAAACUGGUGACAUUACAGCCUGGUGAGUGAAAAAAAAGCCUAAUUGGAUAUGCGGCUCUCAGAGGGAUUUUAAAAAGGGGGUUACAUCUGUUCCCUAUCCUUUUUUAGAAGCUCAAAAUGGAUGCCGACGACAGGCUGCGGAGACCCCACUGGAUUAGCCACUUUCUCGCUGAUUUGGGUGACAUCUGAAGCCGUGUGAGUGUACAAACUUUGGAUUACCCACGCCGACAGAGCUGAAGGUGUAGGAUGCAGUCUGGAGUGAAGACGCUGUCCGCAGGUGGAGGUGCGUCACUCUGCUGCCUGCUGCUCCUCUGGCUCAUCUACUCCCAUCUGCUCAGAGAGGGUCAGUUAGCAGUGGGCACCUGUGAGAUUGUCAUGCUCAAUAGAGACAAUAGUGUUCCCAGACGGACCAUUGCCAGGCAGACGGCUCGCUGUGCCUGCAGGAGAGGUCAGAUCGCUGGAACAACAAGGGCACGACCAGCAUGUGUAGAUGCCCGUAUUGUUAGGAGCAGACAGUGGUGUGAGAUGACCCCUUGCCUGGAGGGGGAGCUCUGCAGCCUCUUGUUCAACCGUUCGGGAUGGACCUGCACUAAAGGCAGCGGCCGCAUCAAGACCGUCACGCCUUUGCCCAAGGAGCCGUCGUAAGGAGCAGAGAACAAAGACUUGAUAUCCAUCAAGCUUCAUAUAUCCAACCUGGACAUUGAGCACCAACUGUCAUUUGUUUCUAAGGAACUUCACACCAGGCCUGACCCCGGUUUGACCUUUGACCCUGACAGUGCUCUUUAAACUGCUUCUAUUUCGGCUGCUGUUUCUCUCCUCUGGACAUUUGUCAAAACUGUGAAAAGUCCCAAAGGAGCAACGUCAACACCCAACCCUCACCCAGUCCUCACCCAGUCCACACCCUCUCGCAACACCAUGACACAGCAGUCCCUGGGAGCGGCCUCAUAAACACACCCGGAAUAUAUUUGUCUUCAUUCUUUUUGUCAGUGACCAUUACGACUUGAGGCAACAGUUCCGUGGCGAGAUUUCGACUUGUCAAAAGGUCGUUGAAAAGUCACUGUAUCUUCUUUACUACCAUCACCAAUCGCGGCCCAGGGUUAUGUUCCAGCAACUUUCUUUAAUGAUGGUUAAACUUUAUGGAGGUCGAGCUGGGAGAACAUUGAACUAUGGCUUUGGUUAUUUUGAGAAACUUUGAUGAAAUGCAUGGGAGUUAAUGAAAAUGAACAGAACAGGAUGGUCGCUAAGAGACUAUGUGGAUGUUUGGGAUGUUUUGCUUCUAAGUUAUGUUUUGUAUGUGGUGCAAAUUUAGAUGUAGAUGAGUCUGUUUUCUCCUGUUGUCCACAGCGCUGAAAGGUAGAUGGGAACUCUGGUUUGUUAUAAUUGUCUAAGGUUGUAGUCAGAAUAUACAUUAAGGGGGCACAUCAUAUAUAUUCUUUCAAGUUUGGAUGUGUUAUUUUAAACUAGACGUAUAAUGCCAAAUCAACUUUUAUUGACUUUUAAAGGGCCUGUACCUGAUUUUAAUGUAUUCCUGUCAAGAUAUGCAUUGUAUGGUAACAGCUAUUAAAUAAAAAAAAAAAGUGGAGUAUAAAAUAUAAUCUAUUCUUUUUAUAUUUGCAUUUUCUCGGGUAAUAACUAGUACAGACGCUACUUACAGGGUCACCUUUUUUCAUCCAAUCAAGCACAGUUUCAGUAAGAAUCAUCAGAAAUCAUCUGCCAGACACUAUCCCAGACACUUGAAUCUCUGUCAUGGUGCAUUUUCAAGAUAAAAUACCAUAUAAUAGGCAGAGAUUGGAGAACUACAGGGAACCAACUGCCUGACACUAUCCCAGACAGUUGUUUCAGUGUAAUGGUGCAAUAAGAAAGGACUAAGUGGGCGGGGCUAACAGUUCAAACUAAAUAGGUUUUCAAAAUCAGGUACAGGCUCUUUAAUUAUUAGAUUUCUGUCCCUUAAUCAUUUGUCUUUUCAGCCAUUUUUAAUAGUAAAAAAACCCAUAAAUGAAAAUCUGAGUGAAAUGCUACGAUAAACAGAAGGGAAUAUAGAGCAGAGAAUCUGUUCUGCAGGUUUGAACAGGAAGUCAAUGGACCUGUUUCUAUCAUAGUCAUUUUAAAUAAACAUUGUGCCAGUGUUACCAGAUACGAGACAAAAGCAUUAUAUGUCUUCUUUAAAGUCCAUAUCUAUUGUUCCUGUAAAUGACUUAUAUUUUACCGAACACAUAUCAUUGUCCCGUCAAAUUUCCAAUUCGCUUUAGAUUGACGUUAUUAUUUUAAUUUCGUUAAAGUGCGUUCUGCCAUAUCGCCCGUUGGACCCUUAAUGAGAGUAUAUGGCUGGUGAUGAACUAUGAAAUUAACAUGCAUUGAUUAAAGUCUUCUGUUGUAACAAAGCCAACUCGUUCAUAACCCGCUCAUAACCUUUUAUACUUUGCCCUUUACGUCCCCACAUUGUUAUUCGGACUACAGCCUGUCCUGCUCUGACCCGGUGUGAAUGCUGAGCACAUGUUGUCCAUAAGUGAGUGAGAGGAGUGCACUUCAGAGAUACACUGUGAAAUACCCAUACUCCGUUCUCUUGUAUAUUUUCAGGAUCAUGCCCAAACCACACCUGAACAUCUGGCACACGGACCUCUAACUCCAGAUGUUUGGUUCUUCACUGAUGAACCUUGGUUUGCCUUUCUCUCAGUUCUCCUGUUUGCAGAUAUUUAUAUAUUGGGAGAAUAAUGGGGGGGAUCUACAGUAUAUCAAUCAGUUCAAUUAUGUAAUUAGUAUCGAAUCAUGUGUCAUUAAAUGUAUUUGGGAAUCCUUGUGUACAAAGACCAGUUCUAUUUUGUAUUAGUGGUGGAAAAUCAUCAUUUCUCAUUUCAGAAAAUAUUAAGUGAAUUGAAUUUGUUCGAUCCCCAGUGGUAGGAAAUAAAAAAUAUAGUUUUGUG